GGCCGAGAGGCGUGGGUGGGGAGCAGUGGGGCCAGGCCAGAGACAGCUGCGCUGUGCGGGCCCCUAGUCCUAGUACUCCCAGUCGGUCGCGGGCCGACAGGCAUCACCUGAGCGCCUGCUGGGUGAGUUGGACGGUGCAGAGCAGCGAGGACCGCGGAGCCCGAAGGUGGAGGCUGCGUUAGCCCUAGGGGCUCUUAUCACGCGAUGGCAUCCACUGUGGAAGGAGGCGACACAGCUCUGCUCCCAGAAUUCCCCAGGGGGCCCCUCAGUGCCUACCGAGCAAGAGCGUCCUUCAGCUGGAAGGAGCUGGCGCUGUUCACGGAAGGGGAGGACGUGCUCCGCUUUAAGAAAACCAUCUUCUCAGCUCUUGAGAACGACCCUCUUUUCGCUCGUUCCCCUGGAGCCGAUGUGUCCUUGGAGAAGUAUCGCGAGCUGAACUUCCUUCGAUGCAAGCGGAUCUUCGAGUAUGACUUCCUCAGUGUUGAAGACAUGUUCCAGAGCCCUCUGAAGGUCCCCACCUUGAUUCAGUGCCUGGGGAUGUAUGACUCUUCUCUGGCUGCCAAGUACCUCCUCCAUAGCUUGGUUUUUGGAUCAGCAGUUUACAGUUCUGGUUCUGAAAGACAUCUCACAUAUAUUCAAAAGAUCUUCAGGAUGGAGAUUUUUGGAUGUUUUGCUCUGACCGAAUUAAGCCAUGGCAGUAAUACCAAGGCCAUUCGCACGACUGCCCACUACGAUCCUGCCACUGAGGAAUUCAUCAUACAUUCCCCUGAUUUCGAAGCUGCCAAGUUUUGGGUUGGCAACAUGGGCAAGACAGCCACUCACGCGGUGGUGUUUGCUAAGCUGUACGUGCCGGGGGACCAGUGCCAUGGGCUGCAUCCCUUUAUUGUGCAGAUCCGGGACCCGAAGACCCUUCUUCCCAUGCCUGGAGUGAUGGUCGGCGACAUAGGAAAAAAACUCGGGCAGAACGGUCUGGAUAAUGGUUUCGCCAUGUUCCACAAGGUCAGAGUUCCUCGCCAGAGCCUUCUGAACCGGAUGGGAGACGUCACCCCCAAGGGCACCUAUGUCAGCCCCUUUAAGGACGUCAGGCAGCGCUUUGGAGCGUCCCUGGGGAACCUGUCCUCGGGCCGGGUCUCUAUCGUGAGCCUGGCCAUCCUUAACCUAAAGCUGGCUGUGGCCAUCGCUCUUCGCUUCUCAGCCACUCGGCGUCAGUUUGGACCCACAGAGGAGGAGGAAAUACCAGUGCUUGAGUAUCCAAUGCAGCAAUGGCGCUUGCUUCCAUAUCUGGCAGCUGUCUACGCCUUAGACCACUUCUCCAAGUCGCUCUUCCUGGACCUGGUGGAGCUCCAGCGAGGACUUGCAUCGGGAGACCGCAGCGCCAGACAGGCAGAGCUUGGACGUGAGAUCCACGCCCUGGCAUCGGCCAGCAAGCCUCUGGCCUCGUGGACCACCCAGCAAGGAAUUCAGGAAUGCCGGGAGGCGUGUGGAGGACACGGCUAUCUGGCCAUGAACCGGUUGGGUGUCCUUAGAGAUGACAACGAUCCCAACUGCACAUACGAAGGUGACAACAACAUCCUGCUGCAGCAGACAAGCAACUAUUUGCUGGGCCUCCUGGCACACCAGGUCCAGGAUGGAGCUUGCUUCCGCAGUCCGCUGAAGUCAGUGGACUUUCUGGACGCCUAUCCUGGCAUCCUUGACCAGAAGUUUGAGGUCUCCAGUGUUGCCGACUGCUUGGACUCUGCAGUCGCCCUGGCAGCAUACAAGUGGCUGGUUUGCUACCUGCUCCGAGAGACUUAUCAAAAAUUAAACCAAGAGAAAAGAUCAGGAAGCAGUGACUUUGAAGCAAGGAACAAAUGCCAGGUGUCCCACGGCCGUCCGUUGGCGCUGGCCUUCGUGGAGCUCACGGUGGUCCAGAGGUUCCACGAGCACGUGCACCAGCCUUGCGUGCCGCCCUCGCUGCGGGCCGUGCUGGGGCGGCUCAGUGCUCUGUACGCCCUGUGGUCCCUGAGCCGCCACGCGGCCCUGCUCUACCGAGGAGGAUACUUCUCCGGUGAGCAGGCGGGAGAAGUGUUGGAGAGCGCCGUCCUGGCUUUGUGUUCCCAGCUGAAGGACGAUGCAGUUGCCCUGGUAGACGUGAUCGCUCCUCCUGACUUUGUUCUGGACUCACCGAUUGGCAGAGCCGACGGCGAGCUCUACAAAAACCUCUGGGGUGCUGUCCUGCAGGAAAGCAAGGUGUUGGAGCGGGCAUCCUGGUGGCCAGAGUUUUCUGUGAACAAACCUGUCAUAGGAAGUCUGAAAUCGAAGCUCUAGUGGGACUGGCACACAUUCAGCCAAGUCUAAUGAAACGAAGGGAACUAAUCAGACGUGGACCUCAACUUCUGAUUCCAGAACACGCCGGAGAUUGCGGCUGCUUUCUGAGCCCGCCCCUCUGCGCCUAAACUGCUGAUUGGCCUCAACCGCCCAGGCGGACGGGAGGGAGGCGCCCAGCCGGCUGGACUAAUCUGGGAUCGCGGUGAUUUGCAGCGUGGAAAAGAAAUGCAGAUGAUCAUGUCUACCUGAUGCGCUGUGGGUUUUUUGAUAAUUAGAAUUUCGCACAUUCAGUUUUCAGGGUUCAGCUCCUUUCUCUAAAGUAGACAGCCCAUUGUCAGGGAUCUUCUGGUCAGACAACCUGUGAUCCAUCUAGAUUUUUUACCGAGCUCCACUUCAUUGAGAAGUCAAUGAUGCCAGUCUGGUUCUUUGUCAACUCUCCCUCGGCUUUGUCACAUAAUCGAAUUAUGUCACAACCUUAUUAAUUUGCACAUAGAUCAUCUGAAUGUCAUGGUUUAAGACUUAAGGAGGAACAUCUGUUUGAUUGCUUUCUUUUGUGGAACUGGAAAUUUCCAUCGAGGAAAUGUUUUUUUAAAAAGUCUAAUGAUUUGAAUGGGCAAUUCAGUCUCCAACCGCCCCCCUCCCCCUGCCGCCAGUUAUAUACAAAUCACUUUAUUCUUAGCAUGUUUGAUCUGUUUGUCCCUGCAGAGUCUGCCCAGCAAGUCCUUGCACACAUGUGGCCUGUCCCCACGGCGCUGGCCACAGCCUGAUUGCAGCAGACCGGGGCCAUCAGUGCACGCCUCCCCCGGUCACUCCUGCUCCCCGCAGGGCCAUGGGCUUGGCUGCCCUUCCCAGUGUUAGGUUCCCGGAGCAGUGCUCUCUUUGCAUCUGGGUCCUGCUUCUUAACCUCUGAUCAGCUCAGGGCACGGAAGGCCUUCGUCAUCAGUAGCAGGGAAUUGGAUCACUCUGGUGCCCCCUGCCCCCCUGGCCACACUCGUAUCACCACAGCCCAUCAAACAGAUGUAACCCAGCGUGUCUCAGGACGGUGCCGAACCAAAUAAGACCAGUUCUUAUUUUUCCAGGUAGCCCAGAGAACUUUUGAGCGUCUGAAGGGCAUGGUCCAGAAUGUUUUUAAAAACUGAAUUUCCAGCACUGGAAAUCACUUCUCAAGCUCAUUCUCAUGUUAGAAAAGGGGCAGGACACCACCCCCCCCACCACAUCCCGCCCCUCUGGGGCUCCAGGGGCAUCUGAGGGGUAAUUAGUGACUUCUUUGAUGAGCACCUAUCGCCUGCCAGCACCUUGCUGAGCACUCAGGAUUCAUCAUCUCGUGGGACCCUCAGCCAACCGUGUGGGGUGAGUUGUGCCGUUUGCUGCAUCUGCAGAGGAGGAGACUGGUCCCAAUAGGCUGGACACUGCCGCAGGCAGACAGCAGGAGGUGGCCGAGCAGGAUCAGAAACCAUGGGACCUCCCUGGUGCCUGAGUGCCCCAGCACAGGGCUGAGACGCAAUAGGUAGGUGCUGGUAUCCAUUGUCACUCGAACCCAGGAGCAUCCCCACCUGAAUUCAUCUUACUCUGGUUUAGAAGCUUCCUUGGGUUUAAACAAACUCUUCAUGGGUCACAUGUGUUUCGUCUAUGAUACUCUUCCUGCUUGCAGAGAGAAUGGGAAUGAGAGUGCUCAGGCCCUUGGCGAAUUAGAUGGAGCAGUUCCGAGUACAAACCCAGAGAACACGUCAGUGGUGCCUGCCAGUGUCGGAGGGGCUCAUUCCCCACUGAGGCUGCCACCCACAGGCCUCACGGGCCCGGGGUCCCCAGCCCCACUGCCUGGGGGUCCCAGCCCAAGAGCAGUUGGGCCUGGGUGGGCUGUCAACUGGGGUCACGCAGAUUUCCACCAGGGGUCCCCCUCACAGGACGCCUCAGGCCGUGCGUGUGUGGACGGCUCCUUUACCUAGACUGGUAGCUUUUCUAAGCGAGAAGGAACAGGCUCCCAAGUCCUCUGAUGUGCCCGCAGCUGGAUUCUAGGUGGUGGCCAGCCUGAGUUAGAGUCACGGUCACUCCUGCCUCACCGCCCUCCAGAGCAGGCCCCAGCUGUCCUUGUCUCCCGAGUAACAGCUUUGGGCAUCUCCGGAGGGGUUUUCAUGUUUUGCCUUUUUUAUCACUUCGGACCUUGGUUUGUGGUCUAGUCCAGCCUUUGGUCUGAAACUACCUGUUUUUCCACCAGCAGGUCACAGAAGUUGUUCAAGGUCAAGGGUAUGUUCAAGGUUUACAGAAAAAACCACAUUUGACUUCGGUGUCACAUAUGACGGGUUCUCAUGCAGGAGAGCUUUGUGAUGUCACGAUGUCACCAUGUCAGACAGGACGGGUUCUCGUGCAGGAGAGCUCUGCGAUGCCUGUGGCCAUGAUGUUACCAUGUCAGACACAACGGGUUCUUGUGCAGGAGAGCUCUGCGAUGCCACGAUGUCACCAUGUCAGACACGACGGGUUCUCAUGCAGGAGAGCUUUGCAAUGCCACAAUGUCACCAUGUGGUUUGCAUUUUCAUAUCCACCUGUUGGAAAAGUCCUCAUUCCCCACCUGUGGGAGCUGGCACACUUUACUGGCAGUGUUGACAAAAAGCCAAGCUCUGUGAAAUAUUUGAAGAGGUUUAUUCUGAGCCAAAUGUGAAGACUAUGACCUGUGACACAGCCCUGGGAGGUCCUGAGAAUAGCUGCCUAAGAUUGCUGGGUUACAGCCUGAUUUUAUACAUUUUAGGGGGACAGAAGUUAGAGGCAGAGAGGUCAGUCAGUACAUGGAGGGUGCACAUUGGUUCAGCCCAGAAAGGUCUGAAAACAGGCUUCUAGAUAUAGGUGUGUUACAGGAAAAGGGACCCCAUCUGGACCCCAAGAGAGGGUUCUUCGAUCUCAUGCAAGAAAGAAUUCAGGAUGAAUCCAUAGAGUAAAGUGAAAGCAAGUUUAUUAAGAAAGUAAAGGAAUAAAAGAAUGGCUACUCCAUACAGCAGCCCCAAGGGCUGCUGGUUGCCCAUUUUUAUGGUUAUUUCUUGGUGAUAUAAUAAUCAAAGUGUGGAUUCGUGCCUCCCCGUUUUAGACCUUGUAGGGUAACUUCCUGACGUUACCAUGGCGUUUGUAAACCGUCAUGGCGCUGGUGGGAGUGUAGCAGUGAGGGCAACGAGAGGUUACUCUCAUGGCCAUCUUGGUUUUGGUGGGUUUUAGCCGACUUCUUUACUGCAACCCAUUUUAUCAGCAAGGUCUUUAUGACCUGUAUCCUGUGCCGACCUCAUCUCAUCCUGUGACUUAAUGCCUUAAGUGUCUGGGAAUGCAGCCCAGUAGGUCUCAGCCUCAUUUUACCCAGCUCCUAUGCAAGAUGGAGUUGCUCUGGUUCACAUGCCUCUGACAUUUCUCCCCUCCCUUUUUUAAGACAACCUUUAAUCCUAAGGGGUGCAGAGGGAUGAAGAUCCAUCUUCUGUAACUUCUUCAGGGUGAAUAGGGUCCAUGAUACUCCUGCCUAUUAAGGUCUCUUCUGUUCAGGGUAGAGAAGAGCUCAGCCAGAAAGCCUUGGAAUGGUGAGAGCCAUUCAUAACUCUUGAGUUCUCACAAAAGGUGAUAUCUGAAAUAUUAUUAAGUGUUUAAGAAAACAUUCAGUAAGCUUGUCCUAUAUUCCUACACAAAGAGUACAACAGCAAUAUAACAGAAUAAGCAAAGCUAUCCCAAGUGAACUAAAUUAGAAGGCUUUCCAUGAACUGGGCAUGUUGGAACUAAGCUGACAUGGGGCUGUUAGCUGAUUCUAAUGUGCCCAAAAUUAGAAUACUGAUCCAGAUGUUUACAUUACCCAUCCCUCUUGUUUCUUGUGAGCAGCAGCCAGAGAUCACUGGUUGGUUCACAGGAAUAAGCAGGGUUAGCCUAAAUUGCAGAAACAAACUUAAAAACAACGAUGAAACUAGAAUUUAAGAAGUGUAGCAUAGUUCUUGAAACAUAAUUUCUCUCUCUAGUUUCCCAUUUUCCAUUUUUACUAAAAACAAAUCUUGGUAAGACUGAUUUUAUUAUACUUGGCCUGAUUGUAUAAAGUACAGCAAGAAUAAUUAUUUUUCACAUAAGCUCUUUUUAAAUUGGCUUUGAUGGAACUCUGUUCCAUAGAAGGAAUCUCAGAUAAGACUUUUUUAGAGCCAGGCCCUGCCAUGGGUUUGUACCCUCAAAUACCUAUGAGUUGAGUAAAUUCCUCUCCUCUUGAGCCUCAAGAUAGCUUGGGGCUACUGGACCUGUUAGAAAGUGACAUUCUUCACUUACCACAGGUCAGGAACCCCAUACAGGGACUGUGAAUACAAGGUAUGAGGCAUUUCCCCAAGGGGCUUUUAUUGGCUUUACAAGUCAAGUUUGACUCCUUAAUGCAAAGCAUCCCAUUCCAGUUAACGCCUUGGUAAAAUAACCAGUUUUUCCAAUUGUGUCCUGUUACAAAAGAAAUCAGAUGUUUAUUGCACUUAUGCAAAUAACUAUAUUGCCAUUAAAUUAAGAAUACUCACAAAUAGUUUCCAAAUUCUGGAGAAAACGGAGAGAAAUAUGCUCCAAAUUUUGUUCACAGGAGUAUAUUUUACUCAAUUGCUAAAAGCUGUACAUAGCUCAAAAGAAAAGUUUCCUUGACCCUGAAAAACAAAACAAAGGAUCAGCAACAUUUUAAGUAAAGUUAAAAACAUUACUUCAGUUUUUUAUUGGUUCAGUUAAUUUAGUUAACUCCUGUUUUGCUUGAUAUUCGUGAACAUUUCAGCUCUCUAUGAGAGUUCUGAAAGUUUUUCCUCCAUUCUAAUAUCACAAUUUCCAAAGUUAUUAAAAACCUGCAUUUAAGAACACCUGUUAGAGCUCUAUAGUUGGUUAUAAACCACCUUCUAAAAAGGAUUAAAACAAGAUAACAAUUGUCUGUGGAUAACAAAAUAUUUUAGGGCAGCCACAAUCAAAAACAUGAAAUUUGGUUACCUUUGUGGCAUGCAAUGAUUUUAUGUAACAAUUAUAAUUAUUAAUAACAUACAGUAAGUCACAUUAGAAUUAGAGGAUUUUCCCAUACUUUUGGAACAUAUACCAAUAACACAUUUAUACAAAUAACAGCCCAAAGAAAACCAAACACCAUUUCACAUUUGAUAAUGCUUCCUGAGCGAUUUUUGUACCAAAUAAGCCAAAUGUCACUGUUGCAUUAGUGCACUGUUGAUGUCAAAGCCAAUUAAUUCUUAAUGAAAUCUUAUAGACAAAUGUGUUCAAACUUAAUCAGUUUGGCCAUAAGGUAAGUUUCUCAUAAGCCUUUGAUAACCCUUUACACAUUUUUAUUAAAGAGCAGGUCAUAGGCAGGUUUUUGCUCGGAGAAAAAACCUGUUAUGCUUUUAUUCCCAUGUUCAGUUUACAGAAACACUGAAUAAUACCCCUUUAACUUUAGCCCAUUUGUUCACACCCAGAAUUUUUUUACAAGAUUAACUUAUCACAAACCUUCCACAACUUGCUUAAACCUUCAGCUUGAUUCUAAUUUAAAACAAUCCUUUUUUUUUUUUUUUUUUUUUUGACAUAGAGUCUUGCUGUGUCACCCAGGCUGGAGUGCAGUGGCAUGAUCUCAGCUCACUGCGAGCUCCGCCUCCUGGGUUCACGCCUUUCUUCUGCCUCAGCCUCCUGAGUAGCUGGGACUACAGGCGCCCACAACCACGCCUGGCUAAUUUUUUUUUUUGCAUUUUUAGUAGAGACGGGGUUUCACCGUGUUAGCCAGGAUGGUCUUGAUCUCCUGACUUCGUGAUCCGCCCACCUCGGCCUCCCAAACUGCUGGGAUUACAGGCGUGAGCCACCGCGCCCGGCCUAAAACAAUUCUUUAACUCUUUAAUCUAGGUAAGAAAAAUCCACAUUUCCAUGUCUUCUUAUAAUCUUUUACCAAAAGACACAUUUCACUUUUCUUACACAUCUUGCAUGUAAAACUGUUUUUUUUAGCAGCCUUAAUUACAUGUGACGAUGUUAAUUGUUAGUGACUUUUACUCUUGGUGAAAACCUUGGUAAGUUGGGGAUUCUAACUGUGUACCAGGUGUGGAACUUAGCCUAGGACACACCAGGCAGAAGUGCAGAUAAGGGGGCUGACUCCAGCAUAGCUAGGGGUGUGGCUAACUCCACAUGUCCCUGGCCUUAUCUAGAAUCUAAUGCUCCAGAGUAGGAAACUGAAUAAUUUUUAAAAGUCAGGUUGGGCGCAGUGGCUCACCCCUUUAAUCCCAGCACUUUGGGAGGCCAAGGCAGGUGGAUCACAAGGUCAGGAGAUCGAGACCAUCCUGGCUAACACAGUGAAACCCUGUAUCUACUAAAAAUACAAAAAAAUUAGCCAGGCGUGGUGGCGGGUGCCUGUAGUCCCACCUACUCGGGAGGCUGAGGCAGGAGAAUGGCAUGAACCCAGGAGGCGGAGCUUGCAAUGAGCCGGGAUCGCACCACUGCCCUCCAGCCUGGGCAACAGAGUGAAACUCUGUCUCAAAAAAAAAAAAAAAAAAAAAAGUCAAAGAAGCAGUUUAUGACCUUAAAGCAUUUAGCAAACUUAAUAUCUCACCUGCAUAAUUUAGACCAAAUGUUUACAUGUUUGAAGAUAUUUUUAUUUUGCCAAUAAUCUUUAAAACUCCUUAUUUCCCAAAGAUUACUUAAGUCACAUGAACUAAAAGGCAUUACACUUUUUACUUUUCUGACAAAAGAUUUAAGCACUUAUUUUUAAGCCAAUUAGUUAAAGCUCUUUCAUUCAUAAACAUCACACACAUAAUACAUAUAAAUACAUAGAAGAUAAAGAACUUAUUUUCCAAGCCAGGAAUUGAACCCUGAACCUGGGCCACCAUUGUGAAAAGAGAAAGCAUGGCCACAUGGUUACAAGGUCAAGCUCCCAAGAACGUAGAAGACAAGAAGGAAACCUCAUCCAGUUUUUUGAGGGACCUGCAGCAAAGUUUGUAACUGACCAGUUUGCUGAGCUGUCUUGAAAAGCAGGCUUAAAGGUGUCCUAAGUCCGUGCUCUAUCCUAAGGUACUCCUCUUUAUGACAGAGCAAUACAGAAAGACACGCAAAGCACACCAGACCUGGUUGGCUACAGCUUAAGACUAGCCUCACAAAUCCUUUAUUCCAUUAAUCAAAACUUUACAGGAGAUAAAUAAUUAUUUUUACAAUUUAUUCAACCAGUUUGCACAGAGAGAGAAAAGCAUUGCCUGAGGCAGGAUGGGGAAGGCGAGGCGCUCAGGGAGGUCAGAGAAAGACCCAUCCAUUGCAGCAACACUGAAAAGUUUAGGUGGCUGCUUGUCAGUCAUGAAGGGAUCUUUUCCAGCAGUCCCGUCGUCCCCAGUUUCCCCGUUUAAGGAGGAAAAAACUCCCUAAGUCCUACAAUCCUGUACAUGGCUAAUUCUGUCACUCACAGCCAUCAGCAAAGAGUGCAAGGCAGAUUAAUCCCAAGAGAAUAGCAGUUAACAUCCCAUAGUGCCCAACCUGUUCUUAGCCAGAAGGGACUUUACCGAGAGGGACCUUACUGAGAGGGGCCUCUAACCCCCUAAAUCUGAGAAGGGACUCUAACCCUCCUGAGCUGGGCCUCUAACCCAAGGUUGAGCAAGCGUCCUUACCUUUCCUUAAGAGGGCCCCCUAACCCACUGUGUCUUAGGACAGACUCUAACUCCCCUACGUUGGGCCUCUAACCCAAUCCCAUCCUUUACCCAGGUACCCCACCACUUAUUCAAAGUCGGCCAACCAGUGGUGCAGUCUACUUCUUUUGGGUUGAGAGGUCUCCUCAGUAUCAUCCCUUCCAUGAUUCGCCAGAAAGACAUUACCAGACCCUACCACUUACCCAAAGUUACCCUUUGGGUCGGGGGUUUCCACACUACAGUCACUUCUGUGGUCGCCAGAAAGAUGUUACAGGACCCCACCACUUAACCAAAGUAAACCUUUGAGUCAAGGGUUUCCACACUAUGGUUCUUUCCAUGGUCACCAGAAAGAUGUUACAGGAAAGGGGUCCCAAUCCAGACCCCGAGAGAGGGUUCUUGGAUCUCACGCAAGAAAGAAUUCAGUGCAAGUUCAUGAAGUGAAAGCAAGUUUAUUAAGAAAGUAAAGGAAUAAAAAAAGGGCUACUCAUAGACAAAGCAGCCCUGAGAGCUGCUGGUUGCCCGUUUUUAUGGUUAUUUCUUGAUGAUAUGCUAAUCAGGGUGUGGAUUAUUCAUGCCUCCCCUUUUUAGAGCAUAUAGGGUAGCAUCCUGACGUUGCCAUGGCACCUGCAAACUGUCAUGGUGCUGUUGGGAGUGUAGCAGUGAGGAUGACCAGAGGUCACUCUUGUGGCCAUCUUGGUUUUGGUGGGAUUUAGCCAGCUUCCUUAUUGCAGCCUGUUUUAUCAGCAAGGUCUUUAUGACCUGUAUCUUGUGCCGACCUCCUAUCUCAUCCUGUGACUUAGACUACCUAGCCAUCGGGGAAUGCAGCCCAGUAGGUCUCAGCCUCAUUUUACCCAGCUCAUAUUCAAGAUGGAGUUGCUCUGGUUCACACGUCUCUGACAGGUAGAUUCAAAAAUUUCCUGAUUGGCAAUGGGUUGAAAGAGUUAAGCUUUGUCUAAAGAGUUGAACUCAGCUUGAGUUAAGGUGGGGGCGGGGGUGGUUGUGGAAGCCAAGGUUUUUGUUAUGUUGAUGAAGCCUCCGGAUAGCAGGCUUCACAGAGAAUCGAUGUGCAUGUCUCUUAUAGGCCCUUAAAAGGUGUCAGAGUCUCCAGAAAAAGCCUAAUAAGGGAAGCAGAUUCUCUGCAGAAUGCACAUUUCCCCCAUGAGAGACAGCUUUGCAAGGGCCAUUUCAACAUAUGUCAAGGAAAUAUAUUUUGGGGUAAAAUACUUUGAUUCCUUCGGGGCUACUAUGUGUCAUGUGAUGCUAUACCGGAGUCCCGUUGAAUUGGGUAUCUUAUUGCUACAGAGAGUCUGUUUUGUCAGUCUAGGAUCUCUGUUUUUAUUUUAAUGUUGGUCAGUUGUGUCUAAAUUCCAGAGUGGGGCAGGUAUAAUGGGGCAUCCCCAACCCUCCUUCCCAUUCAUGGCCUGAACUGGUUUUUCAGGUUUCUUUGGGUCCCGGUGGCUGUAAGGGGAUGCACUCAGUUGGCUGGGGGACUUAGAAUUUUAGUUUUGGUUUACAGCAGGAUUUGAUGGGCAUGCAUAUUUAUCAAUGUGAAAGUGUUGUCUGUGGGCGGCGGAGGGCUUGGGCCGUGUCCAGGCCACGCACUGCAAGGGUGCAGCCCCCACACACGGUCCCUGCUCCUAAAGCUGUUGCCCCCACUGCAAGAGUGGAGUAGGUUGAGGUGUAGCCAUGACAUUCUAGAAACUACAUUUUUUGUAAUAGUCAUUUUGAAAAUAAAACAUUUGAAAAUACUGUGCAGCAAAAACUUGAAUAGUUGGAAUAAAAAUGUUCAGUUUAAUGUCA
Gorilla gorilla gorilla (western lowland gorilla) is the source of this 11705-nucleotide messenger RNA. It is a transcript of the gene ACOX3, whose product is annotated as acyl-CoA oxidase 3, pristanoyl. The transcript is spliced from 18 exons. Gene Ontology annotation, molecular function: fatty acid binding; FAD binding; pristanoyl-CoA oxidase activity. NCBI's taxonomy places the organism in Eukaryota, Metazoa, Chordata, Mammalia, Primates, Hominidae. Gene Ontology annotation, cellular component: peroxisome. Gene Ontology annotation, biological process: lipid homeostasis; fatty acid beta-oxidation using acyl-CoA oxidase. The coding region runs from base 205 to 2307 and encodes 700 amino acids. The record is from RefSeq and is a predicted model, not a curated record.